UCGGUAUUCUUCCAUUCGGCCAUUUUUUUAGGAUUAAAAAGGAGAGAAAAUUGAUACAUUUUCCCUCACUUUCUCGCUCCCCAAUCACUUUGACGCCCCCUCCUGAAUCAGAGUUGAAAAUUUGGAGACUGAUUCUUUCAUUUCUCGAAGAUCUAGGGGUUAGUUCAUUGAUAUUGAUGUGAUUGGACUGCGUGAAAAUGAGUAUGGAGGAUGUUGAUGUUUCCGGAGACAUGGCUUGUCUCGAUGCGGAUUUGUUGCAGCUGCCGGAAAUCUCUCCCUACGCGCUGAAAUCGAAUCCCGAAUUCUCGCAGAAGCUCUUCGAGCAGUGGCUUUCGCUCCCAGAAGCUCAUCGGCAGGUUAAAUCACUGCUAAAUGAUGCAAAAGCUGGAGGUCCUCUGAAUGUUUCUGGAAGUACAAAUUCUGGCACCAGCAAUUCUUUACCAUCCAUGUUUCCAGCGGGAAGUGCUCCUCCGCUUUCACCUAGGAGUUCAACAGGUUCACCGCGAAUGACGAAACAGAGGGCUGUGCCUUCUAAUUUAGGCUCGCCGCUGAAAGUAGUCAGCGAGCCUGUCAAAGAGCUUAUACCUCAGUUUUAUUUUCAAAAUGGUCGUCCGCCUCCAAGUGAGAUUAAAGAGCAAUGUUUAACCAGAAUCAAUUACUUUUUCUCUGGUCACAUGGAUGGACUGCAGAUGCAAGAAUUCAAACUAGUCACCAGAGAAAUAUGCAAGCUUCCAUCUUUCUUCUCCACACCACUAUUCAGGAAGAUCGAUUUCAAUAAUACAGGAUUUGUUACUAGAGAAGCAUUUAUUGACUAUUGGAUAAAUGGAAACAUGUUGAUAUUGGAUAUGACAACCCAAAUAUUCAAGAUACUAAAGCAGCCAAAUCAAAAUUACCUUGUCAAGGAUGAUUUCAAGCCAAUUCUUAAAGAACUAUUGGUAACUCAUCCUGGCUUGGAGUUCCUGCAAAGCACUCCUGAAUUCCAGGAAAGAUAUGCUGAAACUGUAACCUACAGAAUAUAUUACUACAUAAAUAGAUCCGGAAAUGGGCGGCUUACACUGAGGGAGCUGAAACGAGGAAAUUUAAUUGAUGCAAUGCUACAUGCUGACGAAGAAGAAGACAUCAACAAAGUGUUGAGGUACUUCUCUUAUGAGCAUUUCUAUGUCAUAUACUGCAAGUUCUGGGAGCUGGAUACAGAUCAUGAUUUCUUGAUAGACAAAGAAAACCUUAUCAGAUAUGGAAACCAUUCUCUUACUUUCCGUAUUGUUGACAGAAUAUUCUCCCAGGUUGCCAGGAAGUUUACCAGCAAAGUUGACGGAAAGAUGGGGUACGAGGACUUUGUCUAUUUCAUUCUUGCAGAAGAAGAUAAAUCGUCGGAGCCUAGCCUAGAGUAUUGGUUCAAGUGCAUAGAUUUGGAUGGUAAUGGGGUUCUCACCCGAAAUGAGAUGCAGUUUUUUUACGAAGAGCAGUUGCAUCGAAUGGAAUGCAUGGCGCAAGAGCCUGUCUUUUUCGAUGAUAUCUUAUGCCAAAUAAUUGACAUGGUUGGACCAGAGAAUGAGAGCUAUAUCACGCUGCACGACAUGAAGGGUUCCAAACUCUCUGGAAGCGUCUUCAACAUCCUUUUCAAUCUAAACAAAUUCAUGGCCUUCGAGACACGUGAUCCAUUUCUCAUCCGUCAGGAGCGAGAAAACCCGACAUUGACAGAAUGGGACCGGUUUGCCCAUAGAGAAUACAUCAGGCUUUCAAUGGAGGAAGAUGUUGAAGAUGCAUCCAAUGGAAGUGCAGAAGUCUGGGAUGAGUCCCUUGAGUCUCCAUUCUGAGUUCUUCAAGGUGGUUUGCCCUGAAGAUGCUCCACAGUCACCAAACAGAAGAAAACCAUAUGGGGCAUAGGGAGGAUUCCUCGCACCUUUGAAUCUCUUCCAUCAGCAAACAAAAAAAAAAAAAAAAAAAAAAAAAAAAAAAAAAAAACCUGGAAUAAUCUUGUGGUUCGACAACAUUCUCUCUCUCCGGAAGGUAAUUUCCGGGAAAGUGUCUUCUCAGAUUUUUUUUUCCCCCCCAUCAGAAUCCAAACAUUGUAGCCUCUGUUUUUGUUCAGUUUUUUUGUUAGGGGAAUAUACAGGACUCCGUUUAUUUAUAUGGGUUUUUUUUUCGGUCUCGGGGUAGUAUAGUAGUUCUGUUUUUUUUUUUCAAUCUCCAGGUACUGUCAUCAUCUGGUAUCUUUUUUUUUCUUCUCUGUUCAUCUAUUUCUCCAUAACCCUGUGUGUUCCCAUGUCUUUUUUCUCUUCUGGGUCUUGUCUUGUUUUAAUUCCGGAACCUAAGUAGCUUUUGCUUUUCAUUAUCUCUGCCUUUUUUUUUGUUUUUGCUGCUGUCUGUCGAUUAUCAUGCAAGUCUUGUUUGCUGUUAUGAUGCUCACUAUGCCAUAUUAGUGCUCA
Messenger RNA from Tarenaya hassleriana, 2429 nucleotides. RefSeq names its product serine/threonine protein phosphatase 2A regulatory subunit B''beta. The record is from RefSeq and is a predicted model, not a curated record. Gene Ontology annotation, cellular component: protein phosphatase type 2A complex. Gene Ontology annotation, biological process: protein dephosphorylation. The transcript has 14 exons. NCBI's taxonomy places the organism in Eukaryota, Viridiplantae, Streptophyta, Magnoliopsida, Brassicales, Cleomaceae. Bases 198 to 1817 code for a protein of 539 amino acids. Gene Ontology annotation, molecular function: protein phosphatase regulator activity; calcium ion binding.